GAUCGGUCCAGGCCAGUCAGUACGCAGCUAGGGCUACAAAGCUAUGCCACCAGGUUCCUAGCCGGCUGCAUUUUGGCGCCGGGCCCUCAGCAUGGCUGCCUCCAGGGUUGAGGGCUGGGGAGCUGCCACACCCUCGUUUUGCUGACCCGUCUCUGGAGUCUGUGUUCUUCUUGUCUUUCCUGGGCCACACUAGCAGACAUGUUCGCUAAGGCCUUUCGGGUCAAGUCCAACACGGCCAUCAAGGGGUCGGACAGGAGAAAACUUCGGGCCGAUGUGACAGCUGCUUUCCCCACCCUUGGAACAGAUCGGGUCUCUGAGUUGAUCCCUGGAAAGGAAGAGCUAAAUGUCAUGAAGUUGUAUGCCCACAAAGGAGAUACAGUGACUGUGUACAUGAGUGGUGGUAACCCCAUCCUGUUUGAACUGGAGAAAAAUUUGUAUCCAACAGUGUACACACUGUGGUCCUAUCCUGAUCUUCUACCAACGUUUACAACAUGGCCUCUGGUACUCGAAAAACUGGUCGGGGGAGCAGAUUUGAUGCUGCCAGGGGUAGUGGUGCCCCCUACUGGUCUGCCUCCCGUACAGCAAGGUGACCUCUGUGCCAUUGCCUUGGUGGGGAACAGGGCUCAUGCCUUCCAGGCAAGAACUUUGCUGUUUUUCCAGCUCCUACUGCUUCUCUUACAAAGGAACCAGGAGUCAGUGUAUGAACAGAUCAGUGAGGAGACUCUGCCUAACCCUCAUCUCUGGAUUCCUUCUAGAGCUCCUGUAGCAAUCGGAGUGGCUGCCAUGUCUACAGCUCAGAUGCUGGCGUCAGGCCUGAAGGGGAAGGGCUUCUCUGUGCUCCACACUUAUCAGGACCACUUGUGGAAAUCUGGAGACAAGUCUGCUCCACCUGCCAUUGCCCCAUUGGCAGUGAAUCCCACAGAUAGCAAUGAAGAGAAGGUGGACCUUGGUCUGCAAGGAAGCCUGAGCAGCCUGACCCUGGAGGGAGAGGAGGAGAACAGGAAGGUUCAUCACUCAGAAGCCUCUGAAGACACCAGCUCUGGGGCCGUGAGCCAGGAUUCUUCGGAUAGCAAGCCCCUUCAAGAGCAAAUGGAUGAGCUGUUACAGCAGUGCUUCCUGCAUGCCUUGAAGAGUCGAGUCAAAAAAGCCGACCUCCCUUUGCUCACCAGCACUCUCCUGGGCAGUCACAUGUUCUCCUGCUGCCCCGAAGGACAGCAACUGGAUAUAAAGAAGUCAAGCUACAAAAAGCUCUCUAAGUUCCUGCAGCACAUGCAGCAGGAACAGAUUGUCCAGGUCAAGGAGCUGAGCAAAGGGGUGGAGAGCAUUGUGACUGUGGACUGGAGGCACCCGAGGAUCACAUCUUUUGUCAUCCCCGAGCCUUCCCCGACUUCCCAGACUGUGCAGGAGGGUAGCAGGGAACAGCCCUAUCACCCUCCAGAUAUAAAAUCCCUCUACUGUGUCCCAGCCAACAUGACCCAGCUCUUCCAGGAGUCUGGCCACAAGAAGGGGAGCACCCUUGAGGGCAGUGAGGUCCGAAGGAUCAUCGUUGACUAUGCCAAGAGGAACAACCUGGUGGAUGCAGAUAACAAAAAUCUGGUGAAAUUGGAUCCUAUCCUCUGUGACUGCCUCUUAGAGAAGAAUGAACAGCAUGUGGUCAUGAAGCUUCCGUGGGACGGUCUCCUGACCAGGUGUUUGCAAAAUAUGCAGCCUGCCUACCAAGUCACAUUUCCUGGACAGGAGCCCAUCCUGAAGAAAGGGAAACUCUGUCCGAUUGACAUCACCCUUGCACAGAAGUCUUAUAAUAAAAAGGUGACUGUGGUCCGGAACUUGGAGACCUAUGGCCUUGAUCCAUGCUCAGUGGCUGCAAUUCUCCAGCAGCGAUGUCAGGCCAGCACCAUCGUCUCUCCUGCCCCUGGGGCCAAAGACAGUCUACAGGUGCAGAUUCAGGGAAACCAGAUCCACCACCUUGGCCAACUAUUGCUUGAAGAGUAUCGGCUCCCUGGAAAGUACAUCCAAGGCACAGAAAAGGCCCCCAAACCUGGCAAGAAGUGACAGAAUCAUUUUAUGCAGUGGAUCCUAUGGGAACCCAGGUUCUGAGCUGGUAAUUGAUAUGAGCAUUUUUAACUUUUGCAAAUAAAAACUGUAAUUCUUUACUGAAA
Messenger RNA from Myodes glareolus (Bank vole), 2159 nucleotides. NCBI's taxonomy places the organism in Eukaryota, Metazoa, Chordata, Mammalia, Rodentia, Cricetidae. The record is from RefSeq and is a predicted model, not a curated record.